Messenger RNA from Necator americanus (New World hookworm), 579 nucleotides. RefSeq lists its product as uncharacterized. The record is from RefSeq and is a predicted model, not a curated record. NCBI's taxonomy places the organism in Eukaryota, Metazoa, Nematoda, Chromadorea, Rhabditida, Ancylostomatidae. The coding region runs from base 1 to 579 and encodes 192 amino acids. Gene Ontology annotation, cellular component: histone acetyltransferase complex. The transcript is spliced from 6 exons.
AUGUAUGGAGCGAGACCUGGCUGUUUUCAAGAGUAUUUAAAGGAACUUACUGUAAGACGUGAUGAAAUAUCGGCGGAGUUACUGCGUUUGGAAAAUCGUAUUUAUAAACUGGAAGAAAGUGACCUUUUAAGGCAUCUUGAGUCAGGAAAUGUAGUUAUAGGGUUUUCCCGCCAUGAGCCGAACGAAUCAACUCACUCGAUGGUCAACACACCGGGAGAAUUGAUGUUUUUUUCGAAUUCGUCGACAACAACGAUAACUGCCUGCGAACUCUCAGAAAGAGCUCAGAAAUCACAGAAACGCAAGAAAAAGAAGAAGCGAACGUCUACUGUUGGAACGCGUACAGUUCAUGGUUCAUCCAGCGAUACAGAUCCGGAAACUGUAGGAAUUGCAGGUCUCGAAGCGGCUGCAACUCGUGACGCUGAGCUCAGAGCAGCUCAUAAACAGCAAUACGAAGCCAAACACCACAUGAAGACACGUUCCCAGACAAAGAGUAAUUUGCAGCUUGUUUUCCCCGAUAGAUACCACUACGGCGAAAAUGGUGUGGACCAUUCUUUUGAUCCACAAACGUGUUAUCCAUAA